AUGGGUCCCCGCGACGACGGCGAAGAUCCGCAGAGCACAGGCAGCGGCGCAACUCUAUGGGGAAAGUUGGCGGAGACAUGCAGGUAUUAUACGGGCCUUCCCAAGCCUCGCGUGGAGGCUCGGGUGGUGGAGUUCCGAUCCGAGAGGCAGUUCGUGUCGCUGCUGCAGCAGGGAAAGCCAGUCGCAGUGGCCUUCACCUUCUCGUGUGCACACACGCGACAUUUCGAUGAGAUGUUUCGACAAGCAUCAGCCGACCUCCACCCGCAUGUCAACUUCAUCCGAGUGGAUUGCCCCAAGCACCUUGGCUUCUGCAUUGCUCGCCAGCGCAAGGACUACCCCUUUAUAGAGGUCUUCUAUAACUCGAAAGAGGCACAGCGGGACACGGCCCCCUCUGUGGGAGGAGGUGCAGGAGCAGCGGGAGUGGUUCGCUACAGUGUCAUGGUCCUACCUUACAACUACGACGUUAGCACCCUUGCGUUUGUGCACCAGCAUGAUUGCUAA
Molecule: messenger RNA, 501 nt
Organism: Closterium sp. Yama58-4
Lineage: Eukaryota; Viridiplantae; Streptophyta; Zygnematophyceae; Desmidiales; Closteriaceae
Source: the annotation of a GenBank genome assembly